Messenger RNA from Parathielavia appendiculata, 1908 nucleotides. RefSeq lists its product as uncharacterized. The record is from RefSeq and is a predicted model, not a curated record. The coding region runs from base 1 to 1908 and encodes 635 amino acids. Gene Ontology annotation, biological process: interstrand cross-link repair; double-strand break repair via nonhomologous end joining. Lineage: Eukaryota; Fungi; Ascomycota; Sordariomycetes; Sordariales; Chaetomiaceae. Gene Ontology annotation, molecular function: damaged DNA binding; 5'-3' DNA exonuclease activity. The transcript is spliced from 9 exons.
AUGUCAACCUUCAACGGGCUCGUGGCUGAGUUUCCCGACAUCAGAGUCGACUUCUUCCGCUCGCAACCAGAACAUCGCCCUCCGUUGGCGUGCUUUUUGAGCCAUAUCCACAGCGAUCACCUCGCCGGUUUGGAGAAUCUUCGGUCGCCAUUGUACAGGUACCCUUGCCGCAUCAACUAUGCUAACGGCAUCUUGGAGGCUCGCAUCCAGAGGUACCGUCAUCUCAAGACUUUGCUUAAACCCGUGCCCUUGGAUACGCCUACUGUUCUCGAGCUCGAACCCGGAAACAACCUUCAGGUCACCCUUUUCGAUAGCAACCACUGCCCGGGCGCCGUCAUGUUCUUAUUUGAGGGCCAAGACAAGGCUGUGCUCUACACUGGCGAUAUCAGGAGCGAGCCGUGGUUUGUCAAUGCGAUUGCCAGAUCACCAUCCUUGAUCGAGUAUUCCACGGGUCUCAAGACGCUCGACACCAUCUAUCUCGACACGUCAUUUACUGAUGAUAUCGACUUUCCUACCAAGUCUGAAGGCAUCACCGAGCUGCUCCGGAAGGUCUCGCGAUACCCACCCAAUACCAUCUUUCAUUUCCAGGCGUGGACGUACGGCUACGAGGAUGUAUGGCUUGCCCUUUCAAAAUCCCUGGGCUCCAAGAUCCACGUCGACAAAUAUAAAAUGGACAUGUUUCGCUCUCUUGUUGCCAUGAACCCGGACAACAAGUUUGCGCCCUCGUAUCACCUCACCCCCGAAGCCCCUGGCUUGGUCGGGUUCAUGUUUGGCAACACCUAUCAUGCCGGCUGCUUGACACUGGACGAGUCUGUCCGGCUCCACAGCUGCGAGAAAGGGAACUAUUGUGCCACUGUGAGGAACUCUCGAGUUGUGUGGAUCCGACCCAUCAUCACUCGUCUUCCGGAUGGCCAGGAUGUUGCUGAGAUUGGGGUUGGAGGAGGAGGGGAGGACUUGGAGAGAGAGGCGGAGUUGGAUUAUCUCUGCGCGGAUGAAGUGGUCUCACUCCUUGCCGUGCUCGGUGAUGUCGAUGGUAUCUCUAAGGACAUACGAGAUAAACUUGGUCAGUUUCUCCUCAGCGCCAUUGCUACCGGUCGGAAAGUCCCACUCAAUCUGGAAAUGGCGGCCUUCGGGGAGAACAAGGAGACCGACCUUAUCAGUGGCUUGCAGGCCAUAACCAGCAAGCUCAAGAACCGCAGUAGGCAGCAAUCAACGAGCAAUUUCGACGAGCACGCUCUUCCAAUUGUUGUCACCUUCCCAUAUUCGCGCCAUUCAUCCUACCGCGAGCUUUGCGACCUCGUCAGGGUAUUCAAACCCAGAGAUGUGUGGCCAUGCACCGUGGAUAUAACGAGGUGGCUUAAUGAAGGUAUUACCAUACGACGUCUCUUCGCUGAGUAUUGCUCUGGAGAUGACUUUCGGCAUGAUGGUUUCAUGAGGGAACGGUUCGGGGACGUGGUGAUUAAGGCGGUCAAUAACAUCGACAGCCAGGUUACCGUCUCCUCCGCAGGAAAUGUUGCCCACCUUUCGCAGGGUUCGACAACCGAGCCUGAGCCGAUUCACCACAGCCAGCAGCAGACUUCAACAACCGUUGACUGCCAACCCCGAGUUGUCGACGAUACAGAGAUCGAUCUUCACGAACUGGAAGUCCGUCCAGACGAUUCCCAGACCCAGGAAUUUGACAGAUAUGAGCCCACCGACGGCGGCGGAGGUCUCGAAGGUUUGUACCCGACAAGCCUCCUCCACUCGCAAGACUCGACCUUGUCGGAGACGGGUCUCGAAACUCGCUUUCAUGCAUUCAAAUCCAUCCUCGAAAAUGCUCAGGGCAGGGCUGGGGGACAGAUCAGUCUAUUGUCGACAACAGACAAUCACUCGACGCUUGAGACCGAGCUCACAUACUUGCGGCAUUGA